GUGAAUAUAUAUGUUUAAUAUAAUUGAAAGUUUGAACAGAGGGGAUUGAGAUUUGAAUCCAAACGGAUAAGAUUAUGAAUGUACAUUGUUGAAGAAUCUUAUUCUAGGACGAAACAACUAAUUAAUGUUUCUAAAUUUUCUAUGAUGAUGUAGUUUUUAAUCGACUUAUGAAUUCAAUUAUUGAAAUGAUUACAAUAUCUAUAAAAUCACCUUUCUGACUGCUGUUAAAAACCUAGAAGUAUUAGAUGACAGUUUCAUCCUAGUUCGGCUCGACAGUGUGUAUCCAAGAUCACACACACAUGAGACUUGAAUCAAGGACUUUCGGUCAUGCACAUAAACGCUUAAAUGACAUUUAACAGUGUUACUAUCUAACGUUUUGUUUGUUAUAUCGUUUCUAUAAAUAUUGGAUGAUAAAAUAUGCCUUCACCUACAACACAAUCAGUCAAUGUCGAUAAUGGUUCGAAAUGUGAUGAUGUCUUGAAUAAUGGCAAUGAUAUUGAAUUCUUGAAAAAACAUUUACCACAUGUGGAUAUCGAAACUGGUUUAAAACAUCGCACAGUUCAAAGAGAUCCAAUCACCGGUCUUGGAGCAUUACCAAAAGAACAUGUUGAACUUGGACGUACAAGAAAUGCUUCAACUGGUAGACCGGCUUUCAACACAACAUUAAUUGCAUGGGAUGUAGAUAAUGCAACAGUAUGUAAGAAUAAUGGACAUACAACUAAGAAGAGUAAACAACCAACACGUAAUCCAAUCGCUUUAACUGGUGAUCUUGGUGAUGAAGUUGAUAGAUUACGUACAACUAAUGGUUCACGUAGUGGAACUCCUCGAGAACCACAACGUGAUCCCAUUUCUGGGAGAGGAAAUUUUGGUGAUCGUGAAUGGGAUCCAAUUGGUAGAUAUAAUGGAAAAACUAGACGAGCCAAAAGUUCUACUGGUAUUAGAACUAAUCCAUUAACUGGUGAAAAUGUGAAAACUUUCACUGUCAUGGCAGAGGAAAGAUGUACAAAUAAAGAAAAUGGUGUAUGCAAACGAAAUGUUUCGACGAAGAAUAUUUUCACUGGAGAAAAUUGUGAGAAUUACACAGUUUCACCUGAAUUGAAAUCUCCUAUUAAACGUGUACAACGAGAACCUUCACGUAACGCUAUAACUGGUGAGAAUUGUGCAACAUAUGAUUAUAAUUCUGAAGUUAAAAUAUCAAAAAAGCGAACACCAGUCAAAAUUUCAAAUCCAUUGAAUGGUGAGAAUGUUAGCGCUUUUAUGGUAUCGCAAGAAGAAAGACCACGUACAGCUAAACCUUAUGUAUACAGGAAUACAGUGACUGGUGAAAAUCUUCAAAGUUACAAAAUAACACCAAUUGAAAGAAAUGUUACACCUAGAGUGGUUAAAGAUCGACAAAAUCCAUUAAGUGGAGAGAAUGUUGAAAGUUACACUUAUCGUUUAGGGGAAUCUAAAAGGACUGUCAAAAAAAGAGAUCUUAGUUCACCAUUAACUGGAGAUGGUUCACGUGGUCGUUCAUAUACUAUAUCUAUUGAAGAAAAACAUUUAUCCCAACCAAAUUUAAAUAUAAAUGAACAUGAUUCAACACAUCAUACAUUAUCAUCAAAAUCUCUUCGAAAUAUAUUAACAGGUGAAAAUUGUAUUACAUAUAAUGUAUGUCAAGAAAUGAGAAGUGAAAAAGUUGACAGUACGACAAUGAUGAUGAAUGGGAAUACACAUAAAAAGUCUUCCUACAAUAUUAUAACUGGUAGUGAAAAUGAAUGAAGAACCCAUCCCACCCCAUCUUACCCCCCUGCCAAAAAAGAAACGGAAUAGAAUAGCAAAUAAUAGAAACUUCAACAACAGCAUGGAAUAUUCUAUGAAUGUCAAUAAAAUGUCUGAUCAGCUGAUUAUAAGACAAGUAUACAAUAGAAAGUAUUCAACACAAUCAAGUUUGCUUGUUUAUCUCUUACAUAAUAAACUAAGCAAUGUAUGCUAAUGCAUUUUAUGACUAAAUCUAUACUUUAAUGCUUAGUUAGCUAAUACAGUUUUUGUGCUUAUCAAAUUAUAGACAUUUAAUCAGUUGAUUAUAUUUCUUUUAAGUAAUAUAUUCAUCAAUUGUAUGACGUCAUCACUAUUGCCUUCCGCUUCAUCCUCAUCCUCAUCCUCAUCAUCCUGAUCAACAACAUCAUCAUCAUCAUCAUCACCAUGGUUAUCAUUCUCAUCAGUCAUUCAUAUGGUCACUGACCAUAUCUUCUAAUAAAAAAAAUAACAUAACUCCCCUUUAUCCAAUAGUGCACCAUGUGCUUUUCUUUUCUUUUUUUUCUUCUCGUUGUUUUUUUUACUAUUUCAUAAUGUUUCUAUCUUGAAUUUGAUAAUAAUAACAAAUGUAAUUAUCAGCAUUUUGUAUUUCUACCAUCCCACCCCACCCAACCCCACCCCCACCCCCUCACACAUUCACAUAUACACACACACACUUUAUGUGUCUUAUUUGCUUUCAUUUCAUUAAACCUAUUUGAUUAUGUAAUUUUUCGUAUUCAAGUUGAUUUAUAGUUUGCUUUCAAUGCUAUUAUAUCUAUGAUUAUGAACUGUCUAUUUGUUUAAUUAAAUCAUCACAUGUGCUUCAAUGAACAAGAAGAAGGAGAAGAAGUAAUAACGUUGAAGAUGAUGUAAUAUGACAUUUCAUGACAAUAAUAUAGUGAAUGUUAUGUAAUGUAUUUCCAUUUCUUCCAUUCAAUGUCGACUACUUAUGGUUUAUGGAGGUGUCUGAGAAGGGAAUUGGAUUAGUGGUGGUCUUAGUGACCUGAGAGCGUGACCGCAGUGUCCAAGGGACAACUGCUUGAGGUCGGUCACACACGACCUUUUUAUGGGCAAUUUUUGUGUUAGCUCCGUGCUUGUUGAGACCUUGCCGCCGGAGACUGAUAUCCGUGGGAUAAGGCGAGGUGUGCAUUUUUAUGGUCGACUUUUUCUAACCCCACCCCUCCUCGUGGAAAGGCAGCAUCGCUGUCAUGCUGGUUUUCUGAAGGAAACACCUUACUGCUGUCACACCUGUGUACAGUCAGCAGUACGACUUCGCCUUCGGACCUUAGGUUUGUUGUUUUUAGUCCUACCGCUCUUCAACCGACCUGUCUGACAUGGUAGGACCUUGAGGAACGGUUGUUCUGGCCAGUAUAGCUC
Messenger RNA from Schistosoma curassoni, 3153 nucleotides. The record is from the annotation of a GenBank genome assembly. Lineage: Eukaryota; Metazoa; Platyhelminthes; Trematoda; Strigeidida; Schistosomatidae.